Sinocyclocheilus rhinocerous is the source of this 2266-nucleotide messenger RNA. Its product is annotated as folylpolyglutamate synthase, mitochondrial-like. NCBI's taxonomy places the organism in Eukaryota, Metazoa, Chordata, Actinopteri, Cypriniformes, Cyprinidae. Gene Ontology annotation, cellular component: mitochondrion; cytoplasm; cytosol. The record is from RefSeq and is a predicted model, not a curated record. Bases 395 to 2122 code for a protein of 575 amino acids. Gene Ontology annotation, biological process: tetrahydrofolylpolyglutamate biosynthetic process. Gene Ontology annotation, molecular function: tetrahydrofolylpolyglutamate synthase activity; ATP binding. The transcript has 15 exons.
UCGAAGACAGCUGACACGUGGGAAGCGUUUAGCAGCACUGCAUGGCAACUCAGAGAAAUCCAGUUUUUUUUUUAACAUGAACCCGUGCAGCGCGGCGUGUUUCUCUGAGCUCAUGAACGCACAGCCCGGUUAAAACAGGAGGUCUGCUGUGGUCUGAAUAGACAGCGAACUGGAAAUGUUAUGGUGACUCAACUAUCCGCUUCGAAUCACAAAUCAUCACUGAAUUCUGUAUUUAAUCGAAUGCACCAAAUUGUUGUCACUCGCACUGGCGAUAGUAAACAGUAGUGAACUCUGUACGGUGAGGAAGGAGGCGUGGCAUGACGCCAGAGUUCCAUAUUGACAGGAAAACUCACCAAAUUUGGAGCUGCUUCCUGCUCUCUCUCCCCGGGUCACCAUGCUGCGCCUGUGCCGCGUGCUGGAGCGUUUACACGCGUGUACCGAAGCCUCCGCGAGCAACCGACACUGGACCAAAAUCGCCGACCUGUCAGUGAGGUUCUCCAGUACUAAAGCUGCUCCGCGGUUCCGACGAAUGGACUAUCAGGAUGCGGUUUGCACCCUCAACACCCUCCAGACGAACGCCAGCGCGCUGGAGCAGGUGAAGAGAGAGAGAGGUCAUCCUCAGCUCCAGCUGCAGGCCAUGAGAGGCUUCCUCCAGCGGGCAGGACUCAAGGUAGAAGAACUUGAUCGUCUUAAUAUUAUUCACGUGACUGGAACAAAAGGAAAGGGUUCAACAUGUGCCUUUACAGAACAGAUUUUGAGAAAGUAUGGCUUCCGGACUGGAUUCUACAGUUCACCUCAUUUGGUGCAAGUGAGAGAGCGAAUCCGAAUCAACGGGCAGCCGAUAGGAAAAGAGCUCUUCACCAAAUACUUCUGGCAGGUGUACGGACGACUGGAGGAGACAAAGGAUGCCCAUGGCGGCAGCAUGCCUGCUUAUUUUCGCUUUCUCACCAUCUUGGCCUUUCAUGUCUUUCUGCAGGAGAAGGUUGAUUCGGCCGUCAUUGAGGUUGGGAUCGGUGGAGCUUAUGACUGCACCAAUAUUAUCAGGCGUCCCUGGGUGUGUGGCAUCUCCUCUUUGGGGAUAGAUCACACCAGCAUACUGGGAGACACCAUUGAGAAAAUUGCUGGGCAGAAAGGAGGGAUUUUCAAGCUAGGAGUUCCUGCAUUCACAGUCAAACAACCUGAUGGGCCGAUGAAGGUGCUUCAAGAGAGGGCAGAAGAAAUUGGGUGUUCGUUAUCAGUGUGUCCUGAUCUGGAGGAGUAUGAGAGCGAGGGUUCGCUCAGCUUGGGUCUAGCUGGUCACCAUCAGCGCAGUAACGCUUCUCUGGCUCUACAGCUCUCACACACCUGGCUGCAGAGACACUUCCUCACAGAUCCUGCGUCAUCAUCUCCAGUGGAGUUCAGCGGUGUGAGUUCAGCUCCAGUGAUCCAGCCUAGUCCUGCAAUGAUCAAAGGUCUUGCAGAGACUGAGUGGCCUGGGCGCAAUCAGACGCUAAAACACAGUCCUGUGACGUAUUUCCUGGAUGGAGCUCAUACUACUCGCAGCAUGCUGGCCUGUGUCCGCUGGUUCAAUGAAGUCACACCACAACACGAGAGAAACGCUGGGGGUUCGGUGGUGAGGGUCCUCUUAUUCAACGCUACAGGAGAGAGAGACUGUGCCGCUAUGCUCAAACUGCUCGUACCCUGUCACUUUGACUUUGCUGUGUUCUGUCCGAACAUCACGGAGGCCAUAACGACCUGUAAUGCAGACCAACAGAACUUUAAUGUUUCUGUGGAGAACAUGCUCACACGUUGCUUGGACAACCAGCAGAGCUGGCGUGUUCUGAAUGGCCAGGAGGAGAAGCCAGAGGUGGAGCUUCUGAUCGGCGGUGGUUUGCCAUUGGUGGCAGAAAGACACACGGACACACUGGUGUUUCCCUGCAUCCUCAGCGCCCUGCAGUGGAUCAGUCAGGGAAGAGACUCUGCUCUGUCGGACCCAAACAAAUGUGUCAUACCCAUUAAACCUAGCAUAAAAGCGAAAGCUGCUCCACUCCGAGAGGCUGUAAGCAUACACGUCCUCAUCACAGGUAGUUUACACCUGGUGGGAGGGGCUUUAAAACACUUGGACCCUUCUUUAAACUCAUAAUGGACAUAUGCACGUGUCUGCAGUGUCAGACAGACAGCCAAACACAGCAAGAGCACCACCUAGUGCCUGAACCCUCUGUUUUGGUACUCAAAGGAGUAGUUCACCCAAAAAUGAAGAUUUGCUAAAAAUGUACUCACCCUCAGG